Messenger RNA from Dermatophagoides farinae (American house dust mite), 2537 nucleotides. NCBI's taxonomy places the organism in Eukaryota, Metazoa, Arthropoda, Arachnida, Sarcoptiformes, Pyroglyphidae. The record is from RefSeq and is a predicted model, not a curated record.
CAAUGCAACUUGUUGAUAUUACAUUCGCAUUCAUACACAGUCGAGCACGACAUUUCACGACCGCUUUCAAAAAAAUGAAUUGACGAAAAAAUGUCGGUGGAAAUCCAGCAAAUAUCGAUAACUAAUCUAAAUAAAGAUUAUUUUACAUUUGAUCGUCAUUUUUCAUUAUUUCAACAUGCACAUCGAACUAUAGUUCGAUUUGAAAUUGUUUUGCAUAAAACAUCUUGUGAUUAUGUAUUCAGUCUUUAUCGAUCCGAUGAUCCGGAUGAAUGUCGUGAAUGUUUUAAUAAAUUUAAAAACUAUUUACCAUUGUUAGAAGAAAAUUCAUUCAAUGCGAAUGAUUUGAACAAAGUUUGCCAAAUUAUACAUGAGAAUCAUAUAUCGCAAAAUAUUGCACAUCUAAAUGUUCAUCUAGAUAAUGUUCGUUAUUUUCGACAAAAUCUUACGGAAGAAUUACGUCAAUUAUUCAACGAUGUUGAUUGUUAUGGUUGUACACCAUUAUUUUUAGCGUUAAAAUUAAAACGAACUAAAAUUUGCGAAGAAUUAUUAUCACGAGUGGAAAUUCCAAGAACUUUAAUUAAACUUGAUUUCGAUUAUAAUAGCGUAUUUCAUUUUGCAGCUAAAAAUGAGGCAAAAAUUAUGCAAAAAUUAUGUGGCAAAAUUGGUGAUCGGUCGUUGGUACAAGAAUUGAUUAAUCAAAAAAAUCUCAAAAAUGAAACACCGCUGCAUAUUGCUUGUUAUGAGGACAAUAUCGAUUGUGUUACAAUUCUGUUGAAAAAUGGUGCAAAUAUUAAUAGUGCUUCAAGAACUGAUCAGCCUCAUCAAAGUGAUUCUGGAAUCAAAGCCGAAUUAUUGGAUAAAUUAAAAGUGGAUUUAAACAAAAUUAAAAAUGGUGGUACACCAUUGCAUUGGUGUACAAAUCACGAGAUUAUUGAUUUACUGGCCGAUAAUGGUUGUGAUUUGAAUGCAAAAGAUUUCAAUGGAAAUACAGCAUUACAUGUAAUGAUUGAACGGAAUGAUUUGAAAUGUACAAUUUCAUUAUUGACAAAUGGUGCCAACGCCAAUGUAAUAGGUCUGGAUGGUAUGACACCGCUUCAUUUAGCUAUCAAGAUUGGCAAUACAACUUUUAUACAAUUAUUAAUUGUAUUUGGUGCCAAAGUUAACAUGGACAAUUGGAAUAAUCAACAGCAUUCUCUAAGACAUUUUGCUGCCAAUUCCUAUGGGAUUGAUGAUUUGGAUAAAAAGAAAAUCAUCUAUAUUCUUCAUUCACUUGGUGCAAAUAGAUGUGACAAUGAAAGAUCAGAUUGUAAUGAAUAUUGUUCACCUAAUGGCAUGGAUAAUGGCAAUUAUGAUAAAAGUCCAUUACAAAGAAAUAAUCUGAUUGUAGAUGAAUUUUUAUCCAACAAAUAUUUCAACAAAAAUUCAGAUCCUAACAACAACAACGAUGAAAGUAAUGGAAAUAAAAAGAAUAAAUUAUUAUGUUUAGAUGGUGGUGGUAUACGUGGUUUAAUCUUGAUACAGCUAUUAUGUCAUCUGGAACGUAUCACUAAUAAACGAAUAGCUGAAAUUUUUGAUUGGAUAGCUGGUACUAGUACUGGUGGUAUUUUAGCAUUGCUUUUAUCACAAGGUUAUCAAGCUUCGAAAUGUCGUUCACUUUAUUUCAAAUUGAAAGAUAAAGUAUUCAUUGGACAGCGGCCACAUUCAACAGAAUGUUUUGAAACAUUGAUCAAACAAUAUUUUGGCGAUGAUACAAGGUUAUGUGAUUUACCUCAAAAACCAAGAUUAUUUAUUACAACCACAAAUGUUGAAUAUUAUCCACCAAGUGCCAAUUUUUUUCGUAAUUAUCUAAGUGCUGAACAAUUAUUAUCACCAAUGUCUAUUGACGAUGAUGUGAAUGAACAAUGGGAAUAUUUAUGGAAAGUAGCACGUGCAACAUCAGCAGCACCAACAUUUUUCAAUCAAUGUGAACAAUAUAUUGAUGGUGGUCUUGUUGCCAAUAAUCCAACAUUGGAUCUAUUGACCGAAUUUGAAUCGAUAAAACGUGCAAAUAGAAUCAAAGGUUACAACAACAAUGAACAAGAAACAGCAGAGCAAACGUUCGAUAUCGAUAUUGUUGUAUCGAUUGGUACUGGUGAAAUACCAAAAAGACCAUUCACACGAUUUGAAAUUAAUUCACAAUGGCAAAUUUAUAGAAAAAUUUAUGAUAUAAUUGAACUACUAACUGAACAAGCUGCACAAUCAAAUGGACAAGUUGUUGAACGUGCAAAAAGCUGGUGUUCAAUGAUAAAUGUACCAUUUUAUCGUAUUAAUCCAGCUAUAUCGGAAGAAAUCCAAUUGGAUGAAUCGGAUGAUGUUAAAUUAAUUCAGAUGCUCUGGGAAACCGAGGCUUAUCUGCAUAUGAAUCUUGACCAAAUGAAUCAAUUAUCAAUUCGAUUAUUGGAAUAACUGGAAAUCAAACAUUCAUUGAUCUUGAUAUUGAAAACGAUUAUCUAAUGUGAAUUAAUGAAUUGAAUAAAAUUUUUUUUAAUUAUAAAUAA